Suillus paluster is the source of this 2085-nucleotide messenger RNA. RefSeq lists its product as uncharacterized. The record is from RefSeq and is a predicted model, not a curated record. NCBI's taxonomy places the organism in Eukaryota, Fungi, Basidiomycota, Agaricomycetes, Boletales, Suillaceae. Bases 208 to 1722 code for a protein of 504 amino acids. The transcript is spliced from 3 exons.
AGAUCAACACUACCUGCUGAAGAGUUAUUCGUACAAGAAAUCACAAACCUGAACAAUGCAAUACGAAAGCUGCGCGAGCAGUAUGUCGAUCUUUCCGAAAUAGAGGAUUUCGUUCGAAACAUCAUCGAUGUUCAGCUCAACACCGCCCCGUUUCGUCUACUCAACACCACCAUCGGACUCGUAUGUGCCCGAGAACUGCAGGUACGCAUGUUCAAAGCCAGUGUAGAGUACAAGGAACUUCGGCUAUGGACCAUGAAGCAUCCUGGCUUCCAAAGGGAGCGUAUCGCAGAAGUGGUGGCAGCGUACUUUCGUUUUGUCAUGCUAUCACACAGGUGGGAAGCGAUGGAGUCGUCGCUGCACGACAUCCAAGACAAAGUCGUGUUCAAGUUGAAGGCAGCCGGUGGUCUCGUGAAGUUGCAAUCAUUCUGCAAAAUUGCUCGUGAUGCGGGGUAUCACUGGGCAUGGGUUGAUACAUAUUGCAUCGACAAGUACAACAAUGUCGAGCUCCAAGCGUCACUCAACUCAAUGUUUGUUUGGUAUCACUACUCGGCCCUCACGGUUGUCUACCUGGCGGAUGUUCCGCCUUCAUCCAAGUCUGGCGCGCUGGCGGAGAGCGUUUGGAACACCCGAGGAUGGACCCUCCCGGAAUUCCUCGCCCCUAAAAUUAUUCGCUUCUACCAACAGGAUUGGUCUCUAUAUCUCGACGACAACUCCCCCAACCACAAAGAGUCUGCUAGUAUUAUGAAGGAGAUGGAGGAUGCGACGGGCAUAGAUGCACGUAGCAUCAUCGCCUUCCAACCGGGAACGAGAGACGCCCGAGAAAAACUCCAAUGGGCAUCUACCCGUGUCACCACGGUGCCGGAAGACAUCGCAUAUUCAUUAUUUGGUAUCUUCGGUGUCCAUCUUCCUAUCCUUUACGGCGAGAUGAAGCAAAAUGCGCUCGGACGGCUCCUGCAGGAAAUCAUAGCCCAGUCAGGCGACAUUACUGCCCUCGAUUGGGUCGGACAACCAUCCAGGUUCAAUAGUUGUCUACCAGCAGACAUUAUUUCAUAUCGUGCUCCACCAUGCCUUGUUCCAUCUCUAUCCGAAGAUGAGAUUGAAUCAUCGGUUUCCUCGCUGCGAGGUGCUGUGGCUCUAGAGUCGACUUCGAAACUGUAUCAGGAACUCGACCGCCUGAGCCCUCCCCGUUUUGCGCACCGCCGGUUGCAUCUUCCUUGCAUUGUAUUCCCUGUCACAGAAGUCAGACGGCGGUCUGGCACUGAUCGAGACGAGGAGACAAAUACAUACGGAGUCGAGGCAAACGGGCUUCAUGACCUCCAGAUCACUACAACACACAAGUUCUCGCAGGCAAGGCGCGCUCAACAGCAAUUCCUGCUUGUCCGUCCAUGGGAUCGACGUCUCCUCGAGCAUCUCGACUUCGCAGAGCUGCCUGCCUUUGCAGACGAUGCGGAGAGCUUGGGAAAUUGGUCAGAGUCCGAGUCUCCGUUACAGGACUCGCCCCCCAUUUCUCCUGUAGAAGAAGAGCUAGAUGAAUCUGAAUUUCACUCGCGAGCCUUGCAAUUGAUUGUUCGUCUUGGGCAGCCGUUCAGCGCAUUUUUGCUAGCGCAGCGGCGCGGCGGAGAAUACGCGAGGAUCGCUUCAGAUCAUCAUAUUAUUGUACAGGUCAAAGACAUGGCUUUUGUUCACAGCAUGAUGGACAUCAGGACCGUAAUGAUAUUGUAGAGAUACUUAUCGAUUCACAAGUCAAAGACGUGUCUGUUCACAACAUGAUGGACGGAAUCAGGGCCCUAGAAACACUGUAGCCGUAUGUUUUAUCUUUGAGCUGGUGACUGGUCGGUUGUACCUUGACGAUAUAUAUGUUAUACGCAGAUACUACCCUAUAAUUUCUUUCGAAGCACUAUACAGAUGUUGUCGAACUAUUCAUCACACACUCUACUACGAAUUCUCUGUCCUACACCAUUAGCACUCGUUCCUCCACCACCCCGGGGCUGUGACAAUGCUCGAUCACCAAUUCGCACUUCUUCGUGAUGCCAUACGAGCAGCAGCACACGAAUCAAUACCACAUCGGAUCCAGCUAUCAUAUAU